AUGGAGGCUCAAGCAGUGUUUGGAAGGUCUUGUGUUUACUCAUCACUGUCUUCUCUUCACUCACCAGCAAAAAAACAUGGCAGUUUAUCAUACACCGCCUCCCACAAGCUUAUCUCAUGCACCACCCGCCGCCGCCGCCUAGCAGCAUUCCAAUCACCAUCCCAUCUUUUCGCAUAUUCCCCGUCCCGUCCUCAUGCCCUCAAGAAACACCACAAACCCCACAUAUUCCUUCCCCACUUGAUUGCUUCUAUGGAAGAAGUGGAAGAGACUUACAUUAUGAUUAAACCGGAUGGUGUUCAACGUAGCCUGGUUGGAGAAAUAAUUUCUAGGUUUGAGAAGAAGGGGUUUAAGCUAUCUGGCUUGAAGCUUUUCCAGUGCCCCAAAGAUUUGGCUGAGGAGCACUAUAAGGAUCUCAAGUCAAAGCCAUUCUUUCCUAAACUUAUUGAUUACAUUACAUCCGGGCCUGUAGUGUGUAUGGCUUGGGAGGGCGUCGGUGUGGUUGCAUCAGCUCGUAAGUUAAUUGGGGUGACAAACCCUCUUCAAGCUGAACCAGGCACAAUCAGGGGAGAUCUUGCUGUUCAAACUGGAAGGAAUGUGGUUCAUGGGAGUGAUAGCCCCGAGAAUGGCACGCGUGAAAUAGGUAAAAGCUGUUGUUUCUCUACUAACACAGAUUCAGUAGAAUGUGGCCCCAAAUCUUUCUGUUUAGAAUGA
This is a messenger RNA of Ilex paraguariensis (yerba mate), 711 nucleotides long. The record is from the annotation of a GenBank genome assembly. NCBI's taxonomy places the organism in Eukaryota, Viridiplantae, Streptophyta, Magnoliopsida, Aquifoliales, Aquifoliaceae.